Molecule: messenger RNA, 942 nt
Organism: Vicia faba (fava bean)
Lineage: Eukaryota; Viridiplantae; Streptophyta; Magnoliopsida; Fabales; Fabaceae
Source: the annotation of a GenBank genome assembly
AUGGUGAAAAUCUCUGUCGAGAUAUGCAUAAUAUCAGCUCGAGGAGUAAGAGCUUCACCUUCACUCUGGAAACACCAAUGGUACGCAGUUGGUUGGGUUGAUCCAACCAACAAAUACAUCACAAAAGUUGAUGCUUCCACCAACACAAACCCUCAUUGGAGAACAAAGUUUUCUGUUCCAGUUGAUAAUUCUGAUCCUAGUUUUCAUGAUCUUGCAUUGAAUGUUGAAGUUUAUAGCAGAGACCCUUUUUUCUUCUCAGAGAAACUUCAUGGUUCAGCUACUGUUCUUCUCAAAGAGUUUCUUGCAAAAGAGAUGCAGAAUGAAGAAAUUGGAAGCUAUCAGUUGAGAAAGAAGAAGGAUAAUAAACCAAGAGGGUUUGUUGAUGUUUCUGUUCGUGUUUUUGAAGAUAAAGAAGAAUCAAAUUCUUACGCAGGUAAUGAGGGAGGAGGAAUAAUGCUCUUAGAUAAUGGUGGUAAUAAGGGUGGGAAUGGACAAAGAUAUCACCGACAAAUGGAUCCAGCUUCAUUCAAUGCACCUUUUAAACAAGCACAAACUAAUGUACCCUACUCACAUCCAAUGCCAUUUCCUUCAAACUACUCUAACCCUUAUGUGGGUGGACCAACCUAUCCUGCAGCUACUGGAGCUGGACCAAGUUAUCAACCACUCAGAACUCCACCACCACCACCUCCCGCGUCAAAUUUCGGUUAUGUUCCCACUUUUCAUCAAAGUAAUGAUGGGUUGGCACCAAGUUAUUUUAAUAUGCCAUCAUCAUCAGGGACAGCUCCUAGGCAGAGGGGACCUCCAGGAUUUGCAAUGGGAGCUGGUGCUGGUGCAUUGGCUGCUGGUGCUGUAAUGUUUGGUGAUAACUCAAUGUCAGGAUUUGAUUUUUCUUCAGGUAUUGGAGAUCCUGCUCUUUCUAUUGCAACUGAUCCUCUUUUCUAA